Molecule: messenger RNA, 5799 nt
Organism: Globicephala melas (long-finned pilot whale)
Lineage: Eukaryota; Metazoa; Chordata; Mammalia; Artiodactyla; Delphinidae
Gene: RPA1
Product: replication protein A1
Biological process (GO): DNA replication; meiotic cell cycle; nucleotide-excision repair
Cellular component (GO): nucleus; DNA replication factor A complex
Molecular function (GO): single-stranded telomeric DNA binding; damaged DNA binding
Source: RefSeq, a predicted model, not a curated record
GCGCACGUCGGGAGGUCUUCGCGGUGCACGCAGGUCCUCUGGCCAAUCGCUUUGGAGCGCGCGGGUUCCCUGGAGUAGAGCCAGGGCUGCAGGGGUGUCGGAGCGCAGUAGUUGUUGCGGCGGAACCAUGGUGGGCCACCUGAGCGAGGGGGCCAUUGCGGCCAUAAUGCAACAGGGAGUUACAGCCAUAAAACCCAUUCUCCAAGUCAUUAACAUCCGUCCCAUUGCUACAGGGAAUAAUCCACCCCGUUAUCGAGUGCUUAUGAGUGAUGGAUUGAAUACUCUGUCUUCUUUCAUGUUGGCAACACAGUUGAACCGUCUUGUUGAGGAAGAACAAUUGUCUAGCAACUGUAUUUGCCAGGUUAACCGAUUCAUUGUGAACACUCUGAAGGAUGGAAGGAGAGUGAUUAUUUUGAUGGAGUUAGAAGUUUUGAAAUCAGGUGAAGAAGUUGGAUUAAAGAUUGGCAAUCCAGUGCCCUAUAAUGAAGGACAAGGACAGCAGCCAGCAGUUCCUCCUCCAGUCUCAGCAGCCAGUCCACCAGCCAGCAGGCCCCAGCAACAGAAUGGGAGCUCGGGAGUGGGUUCUACUGUAUCUAAGACUUUUGGUGCCUCAAAGACAUUUGCAAAACCUGGAGGUACCAGCCUAGGGAACAGCUCCGGGGCAACACAGGCCAAAGUGGUACCCAUUGCCAGCCUCACCCCUUACCAGUCCAAGUGGACUAUUUGUGCUCGUGUUACCAACAAAAGUCAGAUCCGUACCUGGAGCAAUUCCCGAGGGGAAGGGAAACUCUUCUCUAUAGAACUAGUUGAUGAGAGUGGCGAAAUCAGAGCGACUGCUUUCAACGAGCAAGCGGACAAGUUCUUUCCUCUUAUUGAUGUGAACAAGGUCUAUUACUUCUCUAAAGGCACCCUGAAGAUUGCCAACAAACAGUUCACAGCCGUCAAAAACGACUAUGAGAUGACCUUCAAUAAUGAGACUUCUGUCAUGCCCUGUGAAGAUGGUCAUCAUUUACCCACAGUCCAGUUUGAUUUCACAGGGGUUGGUGACCUAGAGAACAAGCCUAAAGACUCACUUGUAGACAUAAUCGGAAUCUGCAAGAGCUAUGAAGAUGUCACUAAAAUCACAGUGAAGUCUAACAACAGAGAAGUCUCUAAGAGGAAUAUCUAUUUGAUGGACAUGUCAGGGAAAGUGGUGAAUGCUACUCUGUGGGGAGAAGAUGCUGAUAGAUUUGAUGGUUCUAGACAACCCGUGAUGGCGAUCAAAGGAGCCAGAGUUUCUGAUUUUGGUGGACGGAGCCUCUCUGUACUGUCUUCGAGUACCGUCAUUGUGAACCCUGACAUCCCAGAGGCCUACAAGCUUCGUGGAUGGUUUGACUCGGAAGGACAAGCCUUAGCUGGCGUUUCCAUCUCUGAUCUAAAGGGUGGAGGAAUAGGAGGGAGCAACACCAACUGGAAAACUUUAUAUGAGGUUAAAUCAGAGAACUUGGGCCAAGGUGACAAGCCCGACUAUUUUAGCUCUGUGGCAACAGUGGUGUAUCUUCGCAAAGAGAACUGUAUGUACCAGGCCUGCCCAACUCAGGACUGCAAUAAGAAAGUGAUUGAUCAACAGAAUGGAUUGUACCGCUGCGAGAAGUGUGACAGUGAAUUUCCCAAUUUCAAGUACCGCAUGAUCCUGUCAGUAAAUAUUGCUGACUUUCAAGAGAAUCAGUGGGUCACAUGUUUCCAGGAGUCUGCAGAGGCCAUCCUUGGACAAAGCGCUGCUUAUCUUGGGGAGUUAAAAGAGAAGAACGAGCAAGCGUUUGAGGAAGUUUUCCAGAAUGCCAACUUCAGAUCUUUUACAUUCAGGAUCAGGGUCAAGUUGGAGACCUACAAUGAUGAGUCUCGAAUUAAGGCCACUGUGAUGGACGUGAAGCCCGUGGACUACAGAGAAUAUGGCAGAAGGCUGAUCACGAGCAUCAGGAGAAACGCUGCAGCGAUGUGAGCCGAGCCUGCUAACGGGGCAGGAGCCUGUAGACAGAGGGCUAAAGCGAACUGACCCCCGAUCCCGCCCCCUGCCCCGCCCCGCCUGACGACUGUGCGUUAGCUGCACGGUGUGGAGUGCCUCUCUGUGGGGGACUAAGCCAUUGCCUCUUGUGCGCAUCUGGGAACCCACUGGCAGCAAAGGGAAGUCUGCUCGGAGGGCUGUGGUGUAAACCGUGUCAGACCUCGGGGUCAGCUGGCGGGGAGCGUAGUACCAGUCACUCCUUCUGUCUUUAGGCUUUUGUCAGUUUUAUUAAGAUUUCAUUAUCUUCAGCCAGGAAUUAUGUCACGAGUAAUUGACCCUAAAUCUGCAGAUGAUGAGAUAAAUUAUGUAAGUAGGGUUUCCACUUCUCCAGUGGUGACACCUCCACGGUUCGGGCCCCUUCUCGGGAGGGAGAGCCGAGAAGUGAUUGUGCAGAGGAACCUGGGUGUUUUAGUGGGCGUGUCUUCCUAGAUCCAAAGGCUCUCUUUCUAGAGGUGCCACGUAGUUGUUAAUGCUUGGAGUGGCAAUAGGGUAGAAUUAUUAAUCAGUCGUAUCUUUUCUAACUGAAAAUAUCCUUCCUUCAGGGUCUGAUAGACUGAGUCAGAUGGGUCUGAUAUUAAUCAAAAUGGUCUCUUCUGAGGAAGGCUGAUAAGCAUUGACCUGCCGUCCCCUAGGGACACCCAGGCGGCAACAGAGCAUUGCUUUAGUUUUCCCUUCAGCUAGUGCUGCAUUUGGGUUGGUAUGCCUUUUCUACCUGUACGUAUUUCUUGCAUUUGUAUGUUUCUUUUCUUGAUUAAAGCUAUGUUAAAUAGAAGGGAUUUUGAAAGGAGAAGCCCUUUGUUUCCAUUGCUUUGUUUAAAAAACAGUAUAGUCUCAGCUUGUGAAUCCUACUUUCUUUGAAUGCAAAGGGCUCUUGUAACUGGAAAGCAAUUAAUUAGCCUUCAUAAUAAAUGUUCACUGGGGGGAGAUGUGAACUCAUUACAAACUCGAAGAUUAGUCCAAAGCAUGGAGAUGAUUCUUCCUAAUGUUUGCAGCCCUGAAAUGCAUCUUUAAAAGAAUGAAAAGACCCCAAACGAAAAGCCGUUGUGCCCUGGAACGCUGAUGAUCUGGCACUUUGGGAUUUUACUGAUGUUUACACAGCAGUCUUAACACCACCAGGCUUUGAAAUGUGAACAGACAGUGAGCUGGGAAGAAAACAGUAAUUAUGCUGCUGGGCUUUUCAGUCGGCAAGAGCAUGCUUCCUCUCUGUGUUCCUAAUCAUAUUAAUUACCUAUCUGGUUGCUGCAGCCCACCGCUUGGCAUUUGCUGCGCAGCUCUCUCCAAGCAUCUAGGCAGCGUCGCAGUCUUCCUGCAGCACCAGGCCCUGGUUUUUAAUCUGGGCAAGUGGGGCACGUGGAGGCCCUUGGUGGAGCUGGGGAGUGAUCACGUCCUGUCUGUGUCAUCCUUAGCUGUCCUCUUUCGGGAGGAACCAGCCGGCGCUAGGCAGGGUGACUCCCAUUUCCCAGAACAUAGAGCGGCCUUUUCUCAGGCCCACUAAUUGAGCACGUUCUAGUCUCAGAAGAUGGCCACUGGGCUGCACUUGAUUCUUUGGCCGAGGCCUCAACGAUUUUUAUGGAAGCUCCUUUCUGUCUGACCUUGCGUGUAAAGCGCUGACUAGAAAGUUAUACUCUUCAGCACUCUGGUGGAUUGACAAAUUGUGGGUUAGAAGUGGCAAUCUAGCUUUCAGUCCGGUAAUGAGUCUUUUAUAUCCGCUGCUCCCAGCAUUCCCUUCUUUCCCUAUCACGGUUUCCACCCUGUGAAGAGCACUGACCAACGGUGCGACCCUGACGCGUCUCUGGAACAUUGUACCAGCCACCACGCGUUCUCGAUGCCCACGCGGUGACACGAGUACGUCUACGCAGAUGCGAUUAGAAGUCCACAGGGGAUGUUCUGAGAUAGGGCGGCUCCCUCAAGGGAUGUUUAGCAGAUUUCCCUACUAAAAAUCAAAUCACCAGUAGCGGAGCAUCAGGAAUUGGCUCCACUGUUAGGCUUCUAAGAGCUUCAGGUCCCGAAGGGUUGCCUAAAUAGAUUCUGGCCCACAGUUCUUAGAAUUUUCUUGGAGAUAGUUUACCCUGAAAGGCUGUUCGUGUUCUAUUUCUCAUCUUUCACUUAGAGAUCAAUGUUUAUUUUGCGUACACCAUGACAUCAGCGUUAGGCAAUUAGGAGAAAAUCUAAUCAUUUCACCUUUAUUUUAAAUGGCUCUUGGAUUCCCUCCAGUCUCAUUGUGAAGCAGGCAGGGGGAAAAAAAGGGUAAUAAUCUGAUUUCUGUCCAUAUUUUUAGUGUUUUAUGCUUUCCAUUAAAGUCUUGCUUAUCUCCAGUGUGCUUGUUCUGACUUUUUGAACUGCAGGGUCAAAAACUUCCCCUCCCCAACAUUUUUUUCCUGAGUGGCCUGUCUUCGAAAAGUCUAAAUAACAUUGAUCGUGGUGUUUAAUACACGAAUGAAACCCAUGGUUAUUGACUAUAUAAUUAAUAUACUGUCUAAAAGUGAAGUUUGGUAGCCCAGUAUAUACAGGUUUAUAUAUUGACGUGUUUCUUUGGCAAUAUGCCUUCUAAGGUUUUAUUCAUAGAAAAUGAAACUGUUCGUUGCAUCUCGUUUCCUUGUCACUUGUUAGAAAGCCACUUCUCCCCCCAGUAAAUUGAUUGUUUCCUUAUCUCAAAGAGAGGAUUUCCCCCCUCGUAUUCCCCCUCCCUUUUUUAUGCAGUGUGUUAGCUCUUAGUUUUAUAAUCCACUCUGCUGGUAGAGUUCUGGCUUUCAGAAACACUUUUGGGAAUAAUCAUUUUUUUCCUCAAAAAAGAGAGACUUCAGAUGUUUAAUUUUCAUUGUUUUGGGAAAAAACCUCAACUGAGCAUGUUUCAUUAUUAAGCUGAUAAGUAUUGUUAAUGUCAAGGAAAAAAAGGAAAAGAAUGGGUACUGUUAGGCCCACUGAUUAUUUCUUAACACAAGUAAUCCAUGUUCAUCGUAGAAAAGUAACCUGCAGACAAGAAAAAACAAAAAACAAAAUUGUCCCACCAAUCGGCAAUAACUGCUUGUGUAGCUGACUGCUCUUCUCUAUACUUGUAUGUGUGUAUAGUUUUAACUUAAAAAUGGGGUGAUAUUAUGCAUAUUAUUCUGUGACACUUUGUUCCUAGCACUAAAGGAUGGACCUCUUUCCUACUUCAGUAAAAAUAGAUCUGUGUUAUUUUUUUUUAGCUCUGCAUCAUUUUAAUUAGUAUUUGCCUAUACGAAUGUGUGAAUUUAUUGAGCCAGUUCACCUACUGGAUAUGUAUAUUUUCUAGCUUUUUAAAUUUUAUUGAGAUAUAAUUGGCAUAUAACAUUGUAUUAGUUUAGACGUACACAUACUUUCUAAUUGUUAUCAUAAACUCAGAUUUUGAUGGGCAGAAGCAUCAUCCUUUGUUGCACUGGGAAAGUGUGUGCCUUCUCCUCUUGUUCUGUACGUUUCUCUGUGCCUUCUUUGCCUCAGUCCAGUGAGAGCUCCUCUGACCCUCACGGCUGGCAGGUGAUUUGAGCGGGCACUAGAAUCCUCUGGAGCAACAGCAGGUAGAAGACCAGGAAGGAGAGGCGCAAGGAAGGCCCAGAGCCACCGGUGGCUUCAUCCUACCUACCACGUGGACGGGGUUGUGGCUGCUAGAGGAGGCUUGGAUCCUCUUGUUUUCUGCUAGAAAUGGCCUCUUGAACACAUCUGACUUGCUUUAUAGAUCAACCUGAUUCUUUAUCUAAAGCUAUUAAUGAAUGAUUAUUAAAAAUCUUUUCAUUACA